GUUUUGCGACCGUAUAAAUAAUCCAAACUUCAGUAGAAUACAUUUGAAUGAAGGAAUAAUAAAAUCUGUCCCACUCAGACACAACCUGCUCCUUUAAUCCCAGUCUGAGGAUUAUUCUCUCUCUGUAUUAAUCUGUCUUCUGACCCCUCUUCAUCCUCGUCAUCUUCCUCAUCCCUCUCUGUCUCACUCUGUCCUUAUUUCUCUCCAUCUGUCUGUUAUUGUCCAAGAAUAUGGAUUUAUUUUCUUUAUAAAUAACAUUUGUAAUCAUAUAUCAUGUAUCAUUGGCCUUUUUCACAUUCAGUAGUUGGAUAAACUCUCCAAUGAAACCUAACAAAGUUCCAUUCGGGUCAAACACAGUGAGGUUGUUUCAGUGUCUCUGUCCGUCCUCCAGUGUCAGUCCUCGUUCUUCAGCUUUCUGUGAUUCAGAGUUUCCUGAUGGACAGAUAUCUUUAGCUAAAGUAGCUAACUGCUGAUUAGCUGCUGCUAACUGUAUCUGCUGUUAGCGGGUAACAGAACCGGGCUCAGCAGCCGGACCGGGACCAGCAGAGCCCGCGGAGACGAUGCAGUCGAUGGUUUGAACUCAUAACUUGUUUUUCUGUCAUCUCACUUCUCAGGCAGAUUCAAAAUGGCCACCGGUGACUGAACACAAUGUCCCACACUGUGAGUCCUCCACUGCCCUCUUCUUCUUCUGUGGUGGGCCCGCCACAGAGGAUGAACCUUCUUCUUCUUCUUCUUCUUCUUCUUCUUCUGAUCCCUCCCAACCUGGUGAUGACAUCAUCAGUUACCGUGGCCCUACGGCGCCGUGGUAACAGAGUCUCUGCCAACAUCUGCCAGCGCUCUGAGAUGCCAGACGGAGGACUGACGGUCCGCUGCGGUGGACUGAGACUCACUCAGGUACCUGUCGAGCUCUCUAACUUCACCAUCCGUCUGUUUCUGGAUAAAAACCUGCUCCGCUCUCUGCCCGCCGACUCUUUCCUGGAUCUGUUCCUGCUCGAUGAGCUCAACCUGUCGCACAACCAGCUCUCCUCACUGGAAGCCGGUUGUUUCCGUGGUUUGGCGUCCUCGCUUCGUUUCCUAGACCUCUCGUCCAAUCGGCUGUCUACGUUGGAUCCGGCGGCACUCGGUGGCCUGCAUGCUCACGCCAACCUCACACACAACCCCUGGCACUGUGACUGUCGGAUGCAGCUGUUGACGCCUCAGUUGGAUCUGGACCCAUCGUCUCUGGCUGAAGUCGUCUGUCAAACCUCUGACCUCCCAAACCUCGGAGCUGUUGGGAUCCCUCUGGUCCUACUGGUGGAGGACUGGGAUCUGUGUCGGUCUGUGAGGAGAACCACCGAUGUGGUGAUGCUGGUCACUAUGUUCCUCUGGUUCUCCGCCGUCAUCUGCUACCUGGUCCACUAUGUCCGAAAGAACCAGGAGGACGCCCGCCGACACAUGGAGUACCUCAAGUCUCUGCAGGGGCGCCAGGUGAAGGAGGACGGAGCAUCCACCAGAGGAGACCAGGAGAUCCUCAAGGACCCCCUACAACUUCCUCAAGGACCUCUAGAACUUCCUCAAGAGUUUGUGGAACAUCCUCAAGGACCUCUAGGUUCUCCUCAAAGUCUACAGACCCACCUAAAGGACUUUCAGAACCUCUUCAAGGAUAGCCAGGAAUCCCUGAAGGACUCCAGGGAAUAUCUCCAAGAACCCAUGUAACCUUUUCAGGGAACUUUAGAACUCCUGGACCCUCCUCAAGGAUGUCUGGAACUUCCUCAAGGACCCCUAGGAAAUCCCCCAAAGCCCAGAAGAGACCCUUUUCUUAAAUACUUAAAGGCUCCUCUAACUUCCUCAGUAACUUCUGGAACAUAUUCAAGGUUCCUAAAACUCUUUCAAAUACUACUGAAAGCUGUUCAAGGACUGUUGAUGCUAACAGAGGCUAAAGCUAACACUAAUUAUUUAUUAAUUACAGUUAAUAUUAUUGAUUUUUGAUUUUAUUUAAUCCAUAAAAUGUGAAGUUCCAAUCAGAGUCUUCCUUAUAGUUAAAUUUGUUGUGAGCGAAACAUACAACUUAUUAAUAAUUUCUUUACUUGAUUAUUAUUGUUAAUUUCCUGCUUUUGUUUGUUGUUUCUGUUAUUUGUUAAAUUUUUUUGAUAGUUCAGGACCAGAGUAGCAAAUUAUUGAUUAUUAUUUUAAUGUUCUUACAAAAUAUGUAAUUUUUAUUAACCUAUAUUACUGUGACUAAAAACAUGGGACAUCCCUAAUGAUUAUUAUUAUUAUUAUUAUUAUCAUUACAAUAGGGACCGAGGACUGACCAGUGCACGGUCCCUAUUGUAAUGCAAGGAAUUAUUAUUAUUAUUUUCUGCCUCUUCGACUGCAUAUUUGACCCCCGCAGCAUGCUCGUAAAGUCAGGGAAAAUUGCACAAAAUUCAAAUGUAGCGAAAAUACCGGUAUGACAUUGUCCCCGUGCACUAAACUUCACAUAUUCUGUAACACUCCCACCCUGAACACUCUACAGUAAACUUCACAUAUUUGAUAAGAGUCCCGCCCUGAACACGUCUUUGUGACAAUGUUCAGAUAUGAGAGCGCCACCUACUGGCAGAGACAGUGGAUGUAAACAGUAGAAAACUAUUGUUAUGAAACAAGUUAUUCAUGACAAUUCUUAGUGAUUUUAAAAAUGUUCUUUACCUCAAAUUUUAACGUGAAAAUAAAUUCUGGCUUGGUGUGUGAUUAGUUUUGCACUGAAAAUGCCAACAUUAACUCAUGGUCAUAGUGCCCCCUACUGGCAACAGGAAGAAUUGUUUUAUACUGCUCCUUGUUGCAGGAUGAUUAGAUCAGCUUUAAUUGGUCAGAAGAUGCUUUUAAAAAUAUAAUACUCAUAACUUCAGUGUACAUGGUCCUAUCUCAAUGAAACUUCACAUAUUUUAUAAGAGUCCCGCCCUGAACUUGUCUAUGUGACAAUAUUCAGAUAUAGUGAGAGUGCCACCUACUGACAAUAGGAAGUAAGCGCUGCGUGGCUAUUUUGAUCUGAUUUACGUGAAAUGUUCAUGUUGUGGUCCGCAUGUGUUAUGAUCGCACGUGACGCAGCCGCAGCACAGCCCGACACACACCGGAUGCGAGGUCCCGUUCAAUGCUGCUUUAAUUAUUAUUAUUAUUAUUAUUACCUCCACCAUAUACUGUAUAUAGCAUGUAUAUACUUUUGAUCAUCCUGAUCAGUAAUCAAUACUCCCAUUAUUAAAGCAUUAAUCAACCUGAUCAGCCUUCAGCAGUUAGCUAGUGUUUCUGUAGUGGAGACUAAACGUUAACAAUGAUCCAUAUCAGCAGUUUGAAUCCAACUAAAAGCUCCCUGCACCAAACUCCCUUUAAGAAAUAUCACAUUUUAACAAUUCCUAACGUGUCUGUUUCUGUUACCUGUGAUCAUACAGAAGCUCAGGUGAGUGAGUGGCGCCCCCCAGUGGUCGUAAUGAUACUCACUCAUUGUUCUGAAGUUAUCAGCUCCUCAGCAUUGGUUAAUGUGUGUAUUCUUACCAUUUGAACCAAAUAAAUCCAUAAAAUCAACCCGAUAUCAUCAAUCAGAUUCUUAUUCUUGCAAAAUCACA
This is a messenger RNA of Dicentrarchus labrax (European seabass), 3575 nucleotides long. RefSeq names its product leucine-rich repeat-containing protein 3B-like. The transcript has 4 exons. Gene Ontology annotation, molecular function: protein binding. Bases 649 to 1695 code for a protein of 348 amino acids. The record is from RefSeq and is a predicted model, not a curated record. Lineage: Eukaryota; Metazoa; Chordata; Actinopteri; Moronidae.